AUGCAGAAUCUGCAGCAGAUGCUUCGCCAAAUGCAGGGGGGUAUGGGCCAGGGCAUGCCGCCUCCUGAUUCCCCCGUUGUGGACACUGCCGAGCAGGUCUACAUUUCCUCGCUCGCUUUGCUCAAGAUGCUGAAGCACGGUCGCGCUGGCGUACCGAUGGAGGUCAUGGGCCUGAUGCUGGGCGAGUUCGUUGAUGAUUACACUGUUCGCUGUAAAGAUGUCUUCGCCAUGCCUCAGAGUGGAACGGGUGUCAGUGUAGAAGCCGUCGAUCCCGUGUUCCAGACCAAGAUGUUGGACAUGCUGAAACAAACCGGCAGACCCGAGAUGGUGGUGGGCUGGUACCACUCUCACCCCGGUUUCGGCUGCUGGCUUUCAGGCGUCGACGUCAACACACAGCAGAGUUUCGAGGCUAUCAACGAGCGUUGCGUUGCCGUUGUGGUGGACCCGAUUCAAAGUGUGAAGGGUAAGGUCGUGAUCGACGCCUUCCGCUGCAUCAACCCGCAGACUCUGCUCAUGGGCCAGGAGCCAAGGCAGACCACCUCCAACAUCGGACACCUCAACAAGCCCUCUAUUCAGGCCCUUAUCCACGGUCUGAACAGGCACUACUACUCGAUCGCGAUCAACUACAGGAAGGACGAACUGGAGCAGAAGAUGUUGCUCAACGUGCACAAGCCCAAGUGGACCGACGGCCUGCUCCUGGAGGAGUGGGAGGAGCACAGCAAGCAGAACGAGGCCAUCGUCAAGGAGAUGCUCGACCUGGCCAAGGCCUACAACAAGUCGAUCCAGGACGAGAUCAACAUCCCUCCAGAGAAGCUGGCCAUCCAGAACGUCGGCAAGGUCGACCCCAAGAAGCACCUCGAGUCCGACGUCGAGAAGCUCAUGGCCAAGAACGCCACCCAGCUCCUCGGCGCCAUGCUCGACACCGUCGUCUUCUAA
This is a messenger RNA of Acanthamoeba castellanii str. Neff, 936 nucleotides long. RefSeq names its product 26S proteasome regulatory complex subunit RPN11, putative. Bases 1 to 936 code for a protein of 311 amino acids. Gene Ontology annotation, molecular function: metallopeptidase activity; protein binding; proteasome binding. The record is from RefSeq and is a predicted model, not a curated record. NCBI's taxonomy places the organism in Eukaryota, Discosea, Longamoebia, Acanthamoebidae. Gene Ontology annotation, biological process: protein deubiquitination; proteasome-mediated ubiquitin-dependent protein catabolic process. The transcript is spliced from 5 exons. Gene Ontology annotation, cellular component: proteasome regulatory particle, lid subcomplex.